AUGGCCUCAAGACACGAGCCCAAACAAAGCCUAGCUGAGCGGCGGAAGGGGGAGUCUGCGCUCAGCGAAUUUGCCGAUUAUGUACAGAAACAACAAGCGCUGCGCCGACCGCCAGGCCAAGCCCCCGCCGUUCUCGAAGACCACGAUGAGCUGAGCAUCCUGGACGAGCUCGGUCUCUCCGAUGACAACAAGACGCAUAUUCGCCUCAGGACACUCCUUACCGACCCUGCCGAGGAGAACGUCGCAGCACUAGCUGAGCAUAUCAAGGAACGCCUGGCAGAGGGCCAUGGGGAGGUCUUGUUCGAUGUUGGAAUGGAAGACAGCGGCGACUCCAUGGGCUUCACCAAAGACCAGUGGGAUUUCGCAUUGGCGAGGAUAGAUGUUGUAUGCGAACAGAUAAAGGCCGACUACAAAAUGCUCAUGACGCGGAAUGUUGGUGGUGACGUUGAAGUAGGACCUCGCGAUGCAAAGGACACCGGAUUCAGUGGCAAGAUGAUCCUGCGACAGCAGCCGCAGAGUGUCGACGACGUGAUCGAGACGAGGAUAGCAGUUGUGGGAAAUGUCGACGCUGGAAAAAGUACCAUGCUGGGCGUUCUUGUCAAAGGCGGCCUCGACGAUGGCCGUGGAAAGGCGCGCGUCAACCUCUUCCGUCACAAGCACGAAAUCGAGAGCGGUCGAACCAGUUCAGUCGGCAUGGAAAUAAUGGGCUUCGACAGCAAAAGCGAGGUUGUUGUGUCGAACGUCGCAGGUCGAAAACUUACUUGGGAAGAGAUUGGACGUCGGUCGGCCAAAGUUAUCAGUUUCACUGACCUUGCAGGUCACGAGCGGUACUUGCGGACAACCGUCUUCGGGCUGCUAUCCAGCGAGCCCAAUUACUGUCUCUUGAUGAUCGCCGCGAACAACGGUUUGGUGGGCAUGAGCAAAGAGCAUUUGGGUAUUGCACUCGCGCUCAAUGUGCCCGUCAUGGUCGUCAUCACCAAAAUCGACAUAUGUCCACCGCAAAUUCUCGAACAGACCAUCACUCAGCUCACCAAAAUCCUCAAAUCUCCCGGCGCGCGAAAGAUACCUAUCUUCAUCAAGAACAGGGAGGGGUGCAUCAACACCGCUACCCAGUUUGUAUCCAGUCGCAUAUGCCCCGUCUUCCAAGUAUCCAACGUCACUGGACAUAAUCUGGACCUGGUGCGCAUGUUCCUUAAUGCGCUACCACAUCACGGCAACUACGACAGCUCUGCCCCUCUAGAGUUCCACGUCAAUGACACCUUCUCGGUCCCCUUCGUCGGUACUGUAGUUUCUGGUGUCGUAAAGUCUGGCGUGAUACACUCUGGCGACACGGUUCUGAUUGGCCCCGACAGCCUUGGUCAAUUCCAAACAACAAAAGUACGAUCCAUUGAGCGGAAACGAAUACAGGUCCCUGGAUGUUCCGCUGGUCAGUCUGGCAGUCUUGCGCUGCGCAACGUUCGGCGAAAAGAUGUGCGAAAAGGCAUGGUCGUCUUGCAUAAAGCCGACAAGCCCGAUCCAACAACUGGUAUCCUCCCGAACCCCAAGGUGUACCGCGAGUUCGUUGCCGAAGUCUUGAUCUUAUCUCACGCAACCACUAUCAAGACCAAGUAUCAGGCUAUGCUCCACGUUGGACCGGUCUCCCAAACCUGUGCCAUAAUAGACAUUGACCGCCAGUACAUCCGUACUGGUGACCGAGCUCAGGUAGCCUUCCGAUUUGUACAGCGGCCUGAGUACUUGACUGUAGGUGAUCGAAUACUCUUCCGUGAGGGCAGGACGAAAGGACUGGGUAUUGUCAAGAGGGUUGGCUACGAUCCUAAGCAUCCACUGAACCCGGACUUGCAUAAAGAUGAUAAGGGGAAGGAGAAUCAGCCUGAAGGCAAGAAGGCUGAAGCCUCAUGA
This is a messenger RNA of Alternaria atra, 1899 nucleotides long. RefSeq lists its product as uncharacterized. Gene Ontology annotation, biological process: translational elongation. The coding region runs from base 1 to 1899 and encodes 632 amino acids. Gene Ontology annotation, molecular function: translation elongation factor activity; GTPase activity; GTP binding. The record is from RefSeq and is a predicted model, not a curated record. The transcript is spliced from 3 exons. Lineage: Eukaryota; Fungi; Ascomycota; Dothideomycetes; Pleosporales; Pleosporaceae.